AGAAUGGGCUGAGCCGCUGGCGCCCCUGGGUGUCACCGGCUCGUUUGCAGGUGUGGGGGACCCAGGGCUGCGGGGAGAGCCAGCCCUCUCCUCCUCCUCGUUGUUCCCAGAUGUCAUUCUGCCCACUCAGGCUCCUGGUUCCUGAGCUCAGGGGGGUUCCACGGUUACUAAGCUACUGGUUUUUGUUGACUUUUAAAUAUUUUCUUCUCCGGGAGGGGGAGGAGGGCGGCGAAAGUCAGGAAAGAGCAAAUUAAAGCCAAUCGAAACAAACUCCCCCUCCCCCAAAAGAAAGCUCUCCUAGUCCUCCACCUGUCACUCACAGGCAACUCCACAACUCGCUCAAGCAUCAGCCAGACCCAACCCCCACCUGCUUCUGUCCUGUCCUCCUCUCCCUUUCUGGUGAAUGAGGGGUGGCGGUGGAUGGUCCCCCUGUUUUCGAACCCUGGGUGGACAAAAGAGCUUUCGGGAAGAGAGGAGGAGGAUGGCCAGCGGGAAUGGGCUCCCUUCAUCAUCAGCCCUGGUGGCCAAGAGGCCCUCGGCCCUGGGCCCGUUCCCCAGAUACAUAUGGAUCCACCAGGACACACCCCAAGACAGUCUAGACAAGACUUGCCAUGAAAUCUGGAAGAGAGUCCAAGGCCUACCUGAGGCCUUGCAGCCCAGGACGUCCAAGGAGCAGCUCGGAACACCAAGAGACAACAAGCUUAGCUUCCCAGAAGAAGCUCUGGAGUUCGGCAGCUGCAAAGAUGAGAUCUCCCUGUUGGUGGAGCAGGAGUUCUUGAGUCUCACCAAAGAGCAUGUCAUCUUAGUCACGGAGAGCCCUGGAGCUUUGGAGGCACCUGGACAUUGUUCCAAGGGGCCCAGGCAGUCUGCCUCCUGCCUGUUUGUGCCUCCUCUGGUGUCAGGCAGUGCUGAGCACACAGGAGCUUCCCUCGUUGCCAGUGACAAACUUCUGGAGUCAAAGGUGACGGCCUUGUCCCAUAUUGGCAGCCAUCAGGACUGUGAUUCUACCAUGUCUACUGUCACGGGCAUCUUGCGUGCUGCCAAGGUCAAGAAUGCCAAGGGGACAGAAGACGGGAGUCACAUCCUGGGUGCCUCUAACUCAGAGAUCAGCAAGCUCUUGGCUCAGUUCCCACUGAAGCCUACAGAAACAUCUAAACCCCCGGACAAUAAGAUGGUUCUGGAAGAGACAAGAGUCAUCAAGAACUUCCUGCAGAACAGUAUGUUCAGUGGCCCCGGGCCCAGGGAGCCCACAGGGCUGGGCCCUUUCUUGUUGCUGCCACCUGCACCUCCUCACACGCCCCCAGACAAGCUCCUAGAGCUCCCUGCUCAGAAGAAGCAGCUUCCAGUAUUUGCCAAGAUCUGCUCCAAGCCUGAGGUUGCUCUCACCAUGGAAGGGCAGCACUUGAUGGAACGGAAUCCUGGUAGCAAGGAGUUAACCAGGGGCCGUGAGAAUCUCUGUCUCAGUCAGUGGCCCCAAAGCCGAAAGGAUGCUUGUAGUGAGGAGGGUUGCAGUGACCCAUCAGGUUCCAUGUCCAUGGCCCUUCCAGCCAAGAAGCCUGCAUGGCCAGCUGAAAAGAACCUGUUCUAUGAGUUCCUUGGAGCUACAAAGAACCCAAGCGGGCAGCUGAAGCUUCGCAGCAAGAUGGAGGUGGAUGGGCUGGAGCUGAAACUUAAUCCACCUGUGACGACUACAGACAAGAACAACCUCAAGUACACAGGAAACGUUUUCACCCCACGCUUUGCAACCGCCUUGACCUCGGCAACCCUGAACCAGCCGCUAUGGCUCAACCUCAACUACCCGCCUCCAGCUGUGUUCACAAAUCACUCCACAUUUCCACAGUAUCAGGGCCUGUACCCUCAGCGUGCAGCCAGGAUGCCCUAUCAGCAGCCCCUGCACCCCCAGCUGGGCUGUUACUCCCGACAGGUGACACCCUACAAUCCGCAGCAGAUGGGGCAGCAGAUCUUCCGCUCUUCCUACACCCCUCUGCUGAGUUACAUCCCCUUCGUGCAGCCCAACUACCCAUACCCUCAGAGGACACCUCCAAAGAUGUCUGCCAAUCCCCGAGACCCUUCCCCGAUGGCAGGAGAUGGGCCACAGUACCUCUUUCCCCAGGCAUAUGGGUUUGGCUCAACAUCUGGUGGACCCUUGAUGAACAGCCCCUACUUCUCCUCCAGUGGGAAUGGCAUCAAUUUUUAGAUUUUCUCUCCCUCUUCCUCCUACCUUAGCUGUUGGAUCAGGGAUAAGGCAUCUAGAAUUCUGGACUCUGAAACAGCUUGAUAGGAAUCUUGCAAAGCCAACGUUUGGACCAGGUUACAGACAGAAAACAGCAAGACCAGACUCAUCAAUUGACCAACAUACUCACAUGCAUGCAGCCUCUUCACACAGCCAUGCCACACAGACACACCCCUUGUAUUCAUACUAAUUCAUUGCUCAACUAACUACAUAUGCACCUGUAUUUAGCUAACGUGAGUGAUUUUUGUUUUUGUUGUUGUUAGUAAAAAAAAUAGAUGUAAGACACUUAAUGUUAGAAAGUUUGUAUUUUAUGAUAAAAGUAUGAGCUGCUUGAAA
Molecule: messenger RNA, 2569 nt
Organism: Erinaceus europaeus (western European hedgehog)
Lineage: Eukaryota; Metazoa; Chordata; Mammalia; Eulipotyphla; Erinaceidae
Gene: C13H1orf94
Product: chromosome 13 C1orf94 homolog
Exons: 7
Coding region: 404-2197 (597 amino acids)
Source: RefSeq, a predicted model, not a curated record